UGAGGAGGGUAGAAAAUACAGAUUUUACGACGACGUAGUUUAUGACCAACCCCCUCUUUUCUUUUCCCUCGUCUUAUUUUCGCCGCCGCCGAUGUAUUUCCGCAACGUUCAGUUGCGAUCUUCUUUUGUCCGUGACCAUUUUGAUCUCCACAUCGUAGGAAAGAUCUUUAAGAUCGUCACCAUCCGCCGAUAAAGAUCCGCAUUUAUACAGCAGGUACCGCCCAGUCCCUGUAUAAAUCGACGCAGCGCGCGACCGCACACACCAGAGCUGAGAGCUGAGUUGAGUUUUUCGUUUGGUUGAUCCAAGAAAAAGCCGCCGCCGCCACCACCAACACCAACAGCCAUGGCCGAAAUGGAGGAUACCCACUUCGAGGCCGGAGACUCCGGUGCGUCCGCCACCUUCCCGAUGCAGUGCUCGGCGCUGCGCAAAAAUGGUCACGUCAUGCUGAAGGGACGUCCGUGCAAGAUCGUCGAAAUGUCCACCUCCAAGACCGGCAAGCACGGCCACGCCAAGGUCCACAUGGUCGGCAUCGACAUCUUCUCCGGCAAAAAAUACGAAGAUAUUUGCCCAUCCACUCAUAACAUGGACGUACCCCACGUUAAGCGCGAAGACUACCAGCUCACCGACAUCGAUGAUGGCUUUCUGGUUCUGCUGAAUGACAACGGCGAUUUGCGUGAAGAUCUUAAGAUUCCCGACGGUGACCUGGGAACCCAGCUGCGCGCGGAAUACGACGCCGGCAAGGAAUUAGUUUGUACCGUUCUUAAAUCAUGCGGCGAAGAAACUGUGAUUGCCAUCAAGAACAACACUGCUGCUGAUAAAAACUAAUACCUCGCCCGUUGCUUAUUGAAACAUCCCGCGAAUCACACCCACACACAGCAGAAAGAAAAAAGAACAAGAAAUUAAUAAUAAAAAAAAAGUUCAGCAACCCCAACAAACCAACAAAACCAAUUGAGCUAUUGCAAGUAAAAAAAAUCACAACUCCACAACAAAAAACAAAACCGUACACACACGCAGCAGGCAGGCAGGCAAAUAGGGCAAACCUCCCUUUUCUGUACUGCACACAACAACACAAACACACACAGUUGCAUCUCUUAGUAUACAGCUAUUAUUACAAAUUAAAGGAAGCAAAACAAAACAUAAUAAAAGAUAAUACUUUCUGGUAAAAGUAAUCAAACUGAGGUGGAGAUCAGAGAGAGAGGGCAAGUGAGAGAAAGAGGGGAGAAAGCGAGACAGACCGAGACAGAGACAGUGUGAGCGAACCGAAAGUGAGAGAGCGAGCGCGCGCUUGAGACAAAAACACACACAAACAACCAUGCCCCCGGAAGCAUCCAAAAUCGACGACGAACGGACGUAGCACACAAACACACACUCACAGCCAAGCCCGAAGGCACACAAACUGAAAACAGCACCACGAGAAACAAUCCUCUCUUUCGACGGGUUUGGGUUCUGUGAGCGCAGAGAGAGAGUUGUUCCCCUCAAUUCUUCUUCUUCUUUUUUUUGGUGGUUGUGCGUUCGUCAUGCAAAAUCGUCAAGCAACCGCGACAAGAACUGGCAAGGAAAACAAAAAAUCGAAAACACACAUUAAUUAUUAUAAUAAAUUUAAAAGAAGGAGGAAAAGAAAACAACAACAAACCAAUAUAAUAUAAUAAAAAUAUUAUAAUAAUUUAAUGAAAAAAAAACCAAGCAGCAAAAUCAAUGAGCAAAGAAAUUCACUGAAACACAACUCACAAACAACAGAAAGACACGCGCGAGAUGACGAGGAGACAAGGACGUGGCGGAGAGAAAGAACCGGAGGAGAGAGACACAAAACAAAUGAAGGAACAUCUUAAUUCCAAAAAUGCAUACAAAAUCAAGUUUAAUCAAUCCGCAAGCUAAUGUUGAAUAAAAUAUUUAAUUUUCUAACAAAAAUACGAUGGAAGGUUUUCCCCAAACCCCCACUCAUGAAUUGGCUUAUUUCUUGACACUUUAAAGAAAUUCUUCUCAAGUAAAAAAAAGGUGGUGAAAAUUGCUGCAAUUUAUCGACCACAAACGAACUGAAUCACCAACACACACUCACAAAAACAGACUGCGCCAAGCGAACAUUAAACUAAUCAUACUCUCUAAGAAUUCGUAGACGAAGCUUUCACACACACCUCCCCCACAUUUUGGGUUUUCUUCGCUUUGCCUCAACUGCGUGCUGAAAAAAACCUUAAUCACAGACAAAUGGACGGCUGUCGCGGGAUGUCACCUCGGUGUUUGCUUCUUCCUUCUGUUUUGUUUUCUGCCUAGUUGAAAAAUCCGAAAUUUGUUACUUUUUUUUGCUGCGUCUACUUGUCUGUGGCUACACAGAAACAAUGGACGUAGUCCCACGUCAUUCUUGGUGUACAACGCACGUUUAAAAUCACAACUCUAAUUUCGUGAAAGUCAAAUGAUAAUUUGUUAAAAUGAAUUUUUGACAGCUGUAGUUUACUUCUAUCGCAGAAAAGUUCGCGAUAAACAUUUUUGACCAUCACGGAAAAUGUUAAAAUUAGAUAUAAAAAAAUUUGCAAACAAGGUUUCUUUGUCAGAAUUUGUGUGAAGGGAGCGUUCUUUUUUUACAUAACGCUAAAAAUUGGAAAGUUUGGACCCCCUCUCCCCUCGUAACAAAAUGUCCAUACAAAUUAAAAAACGGCCUUCAAUCCCCAACUGUCUUACGUAAUAAAAGAAUGCUCCAACACACACUGAAAUAAUUUGAGUCUUUACACUUAUGAAGAUAUUAGACUAUGACAAACAAACUAGCAUUUUUUGUGUUUGUCAGUUUGACAAACUCGCAAACAAUGCAAAAUGUAUGCAGGCUGACGUUUCUGCAAACGAACAUAGCAAGAAAACUGUCAAUAAGUGCGAGUUUGUUUGUUUGUCAUAGUCUAAUACCUCCUUAACAACUCCUAAUUCAGGUGCAGUUUAGACCAAAUUUGAGUAGUUUAACAGAAAAAUGCAACACUCUCAUUGAAAGUGUUUACUUUUUUCAGAAGUAAAGUGUAAAAUGCGGGAGAAUUUGCUCUAAAAUUUGUAAAUGCUGAAUGAAGGUGGUAUUCUACUGCAGGAAACUUUGUUAAUUUAAACAGUUUUUACAGUUUACAUGUUUAUCAAAACGUUUGCAUGAUUUUUUUUUACCGAGGUGGAGUAGUGAAAUACACACUUAGAUUUUUUUUAUCGAGUUUUUCAUUGCUGAACAAUACGAUUAACUGCAAUUUACAUAAGUCGGUAGAAACAAUUACAAAAGUAACUUACUUUUGCAAUAAAAAGUGGUCCAAAUUGGCUACAUCAAAUUUUUUUUUUGUGUUUUAAAAAUGAAAACUUUCACUGCUAAAGUUUUUGAAAAUCUCUUCAGAGCAAUUCUCUACCAAAACCGGAAAGGGAUUUUAUUUGUAUUUUUUUUUAUUUUGCUCAAACUUUGUGGGGGCCUUCCCUAUGACCAAAGAAGCCAUACAAGUCUCCGUACAAUUUUGGCAGCUGUCCAUACAAAGAUGGUACGUAAAUAUUCGAAAUUCUGUAACUUUGGGAGGAAUUUUCUGAUCGAUUUGGUGUCUUCAGCAAAGUUGUAGGUGUAGAAACUGUUCAGAAAUAGUAAGUACACGGAAAAAAAAAUCUUGCUGAUUUUUUAUUGACAUUUUUUUUACAAAACUCAGUACUGAAAAAAAUGUAUUUUUUGGUUUACGAGAUUUUUCAUAUGUUUUAGGGGACCAAAGCCGGCAACUUCUGAGUGUAGUAAAGCCAUAAAGUAUGGCCUAAAAUUUUGCGCCGACUUAUGAAGUUUUGAAAAAAAAAACAAUUUUUGGAAAAAUCUGAAAUUUUAUACAUGCAUUUUUGUUAAAAAUUUGAAUUUGCUGCCGAAAGUACUUUACAGAUUUUUUGAUAAUGUGCCUCGUUUUCAAGAUAGCCGAUCAAAGUUUGAUUUCAGCAAAAUAUUAGCAGUUUUUUGAUUUUUAAAAAUAAUGACCAUGAGUGACCAUUUCUAACAUUAUUUUAGGAAUCUUGCUAUAAAAUUGUCGAAGAGACAUUGAACAAAUAAGAUUUAAAAAAUCAGAAAAUAAUCAGAUAUCCCCAAAUUAAACCAUCAGAUUUAGAAAUUAAAUUUAAGCACUGAAAAUGUCUAGAUUUGAAAUAUUUUUUCAAAAUUUCAAGCCAAAAUUCAAAUUUUAGAUUAUAAACAUUUCCUGAAAUCCGGUAAUUUUGGAAAUAAACGUUUCCUAAAAUUUUUAAAAUUAUAAAGGGUGGCGAUUUUCUACGCUCCAUACAAAAACGAUUCUUUUUGAGGGCAAUCGUCCACACCAGAGGAGAAAGAUCUAGAAUUUCCAAAAAUGUGUUCACGUGGUUUAUGGAUGGUCCCCGAACAAACUUAAAUGUUCCGUUGUUUUAUUUUAUGUUCAGAUCAUGUGUUAAGGAAGUAUUAGACUAUGGCAAACAAACUUGCACUUUUUCGUGUUUGACAAUUUGCCAAAAUCGCAAACAAAUCCAAAUGUAUGCAGGCUGCCGUUUCUGUAAACAAAUGCAGGCAAACAAACAGAGCAGUUUGUUUGUUUGUUUGUCAUAGUCUAAUAACUCCUUUAGCAGGUAAGUGAACCAGUUUUUAUUUACUAUAAAAACAUAAGUUAAUUUUAUAUUAUGCAUGUAUUCAUGGCAAAAUUUUUACAGCGAGGUGGCAUCGCGUGGCGACAGAAAGAAAAAAAAAUCUCAUAAGAAGUGAAAAGAGAAGGCAAGAAACAGAGAAAAAAUCAAACUGAACCGAAAAGUAUCACACGAAAGUCAGGUAGGGCCGAAAGAAAGCAGAAUGAAAGAACGAAAGAAAAAAAAUACACAAAUAACUAACAAGUGCGAAAACUAAAGUAACAAGUGAAUUAGAAGGAGGAAGUAAAAAAAGCGAGAAAGAGGAAAACAAAGAUUAUUAAAUAUAAACAAAGAAGAAGAAAAAAAACUGUAAUAGGGUAACUAAACAAAUGAAAGUAAAGAGUAACACAAAAUGUGGAAAAUAAAAGAAACAAAAAAGCGUUAAAUGUUAUUAUUAUAAUGGAAGCAAUCUUUUUUACAAUCUAAUGCGUUAGUGAAUGGGUGAGGUUUAAAAGCAAAUGGAAUAAGUUUCUCUAUAGGUUUACUUAUUUCUUGAGAAUCUUCAUUUUUAUUAAUUAUUGAAAGAUUUUCCAUUUUCGUUUUAGUUAUGAUUUCCUUCUAUCAAAACAAACAAAUAGUUUUAUAGACACAAAACAAUUGAAAAAUAAUAAUCCGAAGAAAAAAGAUCUAAAGCAAACAAUAAUUACGUAUUUGUCGCUCUGUACUGAAAAAAAAACUAUUAAUCUAAAGAAAGCAGUAAACAAAAAAAAAUGGUGUGAAAGGCUUAAAAGAAACUAAAAACAAACAAGUGCUAGGAUAAAAGUAAUGAAAACUGUGGAAGAAAUACACAAAUACCUAUAGUUUAAAACAAAAGACCUAACAAAUUGAUCGACCAAUUGGAUUUUUAACAAACACACACAAACCAAACACUCACACGAGAAUACAGAUGAAACCCGUUUUAGGAGAGCAGGAGAAAUUCCUUUCGUUUACUAAACCAACUCUUCACAAGAUGACACAGAGGCAACCCGAGGUUCAUAUCUUACACUGCCAGAGUGUCACCGAAAAAAAACGAAUUUUAUCCCUAAAACUAGCCGACAGCUUCUUUUCAGUUCUAUUCCACACGCCAAAAUGCAAAUUUAACAAAAUGAUCCCAAACAAAUAGACUCACGCAAGUUGGCAUUUAUUUUUUUAUUUUUUCAAAAAAAAAAACAAAAAUAACGUUUUCAGACUUCUCAAAUAGCCUGCAAAAAAAGUUGCAAAAAGCUUCAAAUUAAGUUAAAUUUCGGUUCGUGGAAGGUUUCACAGCGUGGAGCAAAGAAAAGCGUAACUAAUUGAAGGAAAUACAAAAAAAGAUAAAACGUUGUUGUAACACAAGCGAAACCAACCAAGUUGAAGGACAUCUCACUCACAAAAAAAAGAAAUGUUUUGUUUUCGUCCUAAUGAAGCAAACA
This is a messenger RNA of Culex pipiens pallens (northern house mosquito), 6018 nucleotides long. RefSeq names its product eukaryotic translation initiation factor 5A (gene eEF5). The transcript has 4 exons. Bases 344 to 826 code for a protein of 160 amino acids. Gene Ontology annotation, molecular function: ribosome binding; RNA binding; translation elongation factor activity. Gene Ontology annotation, biological process: positive regulation of translational elongation; positive regulation of translational termination. The record is from RefSeq and is a predicted model, not a curated record. NCBI's taxonomy places the organism in Eukaryota, Metazoa, Arthropoda, Insecta, Diptera, Culicidae.